Corylus avellana is the source of this 2406-nucleotide messenger RNA. The record is from RefSeq and is a predicted model, not a curated record. Lineage: Eukaryota; Viridiplantae; Streptophyta; Magnoliopsida; Fagales; Betulaceae.
AUGUUUAUGUUCUGAGUGUUUUGAUUAAUUGCUUCUGCCAUUUGAACCGGGUGGAUUUUGGCUUCUCUAUUUUAGCGAGAGUUUUGAAACUUGGUUUUCAACCGAACUGUGUAAUUCUUAGUACUCUUGUCAAGGGUCUCUGUCUUCGGGGUAAAAUUGUUGAAGCUGUGAAGUUGGUUAACAAAAUGGAGAAUAUAGACUACAAACCUAAUACAAUUACCUAUGGAACGAUUAUGAAUUGUUUGUGUAAAAUAGGCAAGACCAAUGAAGCUAUUGGGUUGUUUAGGAAGAUGCAAGAAGGAAAUCUUGAACUUAAUGUAGUGCUGUAUAACACAAUCAUUGAUAGUUUGUGUAAGGACAGUAUGGUAACUGAGGCUUUGAAUUUUUUCUCUGAAAUGACGAGUAAAGGAAUUCAGCCAGACGUUUUCACUUACAAUUCUUUAAUUCAAGGCCUAUGCAAUUUUGACCGGUGGAAGGAGACAAUCAAACUAUUGAAUGAGAUGGUGCAAAGGAAAAUCAUGCUAGAUUUGUGCACAUUCAGCAUAUUGGUGGACACGCUUGGUAAAGAGGGGAAGUUGAAAGAAGCUGAAGAAGUUUUUAAUGUGAUGAUUCAGAGAGGCGUAGAGCCUGAUACAAUCACGUACAAUUCUUUGAUUGAUGGUUAUUGUUUGCAAAAUAGAAUGGAUAAAGCUAUCAAAGUAUUUAAUAUGAUGGUUCGAAAGGGUUGUUCGCCUUCUAUUGUUAGCUAUAGCAUAUUGAUCCAUGGAUAUUGUAAAAACAAAAGAAUUGAUGAGGCAAUGAUUCUCUUCCGUGAAAUGACUAUCAAUGGCAUGAUUCCCAAUGUUGUCACUUACACCACUCUUAUUGGUGGAUUUUGCCGAGUUGGGAGACCUAAGACUGCACUAGAGCUACUCCAGAAGAUGCAAGGUUGUGGCCAACAUCCCAAUGUCCAAACUUAUGCUAUUUUGUUAGAUGGCCUAUGUAAGAAUCUACACUUUCCAGAGGCAAUGGCAUUGUUUCAAGUGAUGGAAGACAAAAAGUUAGACCUUAAUAUUGUGAUUUACAACAUCUUGAUUGAUGGUAUGUGUAAUGUUGGGAAACUUACAAUUGCAAGAGAACUCUUUAAUACUCUUCCUACCAAAGGCUUUCAAGCUAAUGUUCGGACUUAUACUAUAAUCAUCAAAGGGCUUUACAAAGAGGGACUAUUAAAUGAAGCAAGGGAGCUAUUUGAAAAAAUGGAGGAGAACGGUUGCUCACCUGACCAUGUCACAUAUAACAUAAUCAUCCAAGGCUUCUUGCAACAUAAUGAGACAUCGUGGGCAGUGCAAUAUCUCCAAAUGAUGGUUGACAAGGGUUUCUCAGCAAAUGCGACCAUUGCAACCAUUUUGAUCGACUUGUUGACUACUAAUCAGGCAGAUAAAGCAUUACAAGAUUUUUUACUAAAAUCUGUGUGAAAGAUUUCUAGUUCUUCAACUUGCAGGACAAAUUUGAUAUUCUAACCUUUACAUAGUCAAUCUUUAAGGCAGUAAAGCUGCAAGUCAUUAAGGUAAUAUUUCUCUCCAUGACAUUUGGACAACCGUAGUGUCUUAAUUACUAUUCCUCUUUUGCUAUAAGUUUUUUAAUGUUUUUUUAGUUAAUUUCUUUUGUGUUAAUUAACUGUUUAGUUUCGGUCCUUAAACAAGUGUUGUCACCAAUACAUUUUGUUGCCUAACUCUUAUUAAAUGCUUUUUGCUGGUAGGUUGAAUUCUGCUCUUCUAGGAGUGGUUUCCAGUUCAUCAUUGUAUGUUGUUCGCUUAUCUAACUAGUUGUCCUUUAACACUUUUCCUUCCCUGCAAAAUGGUACUCCAGUGGACCAGAAUUUCACUUUCUUUGAAUGCCAUGAAAGACGAAGUUGCAGUUCAUUUGAGGCUUAGAAGUCUAGAAUUUUAGUGUGAACUUUGAAUUGACUUGACAUGGCCAGUUGCUGCUUACUACUUGCCAGAAAUUUAAUUUGGCCUUAUUAAUAACAUUGACGAAUAACUCAAUUUGGAGAUAUCAUGAUUGAAGGAACACUCUUGAAGGUCUAGGAGCUUGGUGGUUAUGUGUUGUUGAUUUUGUUUGAUGCUGCUGGAUAUUGGAAGUUGGAUGUUGGUGGUUAUGUUCAGCUGGAUUUUACAAGUUAGAUGCUGCCAGUUUUUUGGAUUUUACAGUUUGAUGACACUGCUGGAUUUUACAAGUUGGAUGCUGCCGGUUUUUUGGUUGAUGAAGCUUCUAGUUUUUCGGUCGAUCCUACAUUGCUACUACUAGUUUUUAGUUUCAAAUUAUGUAUUUUUUAAUAUUCGAUUUUUAUUCUUAGUUUUGUGUUUAUUUGAAUCAGUUUGAAUUUUGGAACAACCUCAUUUGACAAUUGUCUUUGAUUUGUUGUUU